This is a messenger RNA of Melanotaenia boesemani (Boeseman's rainbowfish), 5019 nucleotides long. Its product is annotated as bone morphogenetic protein receptor type-2-like. Bases 1020 to 4193 code for a protein of 1057 amino acids. Gene Ontology annotation, biological process: cellular response to growth factor stimulus; vasculature development; protein phosphorylation. NCBI's taxonomy places the organism in Eukaryota, Metazoa, Chordata, Actinopteri, Atheriniformes, Melanotaeniidae. Gene Ontology annotation, cellular component: signaling receptor complex; plasma membrane. The record is from RefSeq and is a predicted model, not a curated record. Gene Ontology annotation, molecular function: ATP binding; transforming growth factor beta receptor activity. The transcript has 13 exons.
UUUUGCGCAGACUCCGUGCUUCACACACAGCAACAAAACAGUCGGAUAAUGUGAGCCUGAACGCAGCGUUUGCUUCCAUAGAUGUUGUAUCCACCGUCUGCGGCGCAGCGGCGCUGCACCACUUUCCCAGGCUGAGGACCGACCACAGCAACUUGAUACCGGAGACGAGUGGUCCAGACAAGCCUGCAAACGAGGCGUUCCCAGCCGCCCUGAUCACACCAAAAGAUACUCAUCUCCUCCCUCCGCCGUCUAUCAGGAACGGAAGAAUGAUCUCCAUCCACCGCACACGAGAAUAGCUCGCUCUUAGGCGCCGAUGACGCGUGAAUUAUCUUUUUUUAAUUUUUAAUUUUUUAUUUUUUUUAAACUAAAUAACAACAACCGUGAAAAGAUACGGGACGCGCAGAACUAAAUGGCUAGCCACUGGGCUAGCGUCGGUUAGCUUCGAUAGCUGUCAGCUUACAACCUACUCGAGCGAACUAGCUAAGGUUUAUUUGUCAAAUUCAUGGCCGUAGCAUUGAAAAUGUGGUCUAUAUUAUAGAGUAUGUAACAGACAUACGUUUUUAUUUAAACAAAUUAGUUGUGUGUCGGUUAUUUUAGUGAUAUUUAUCCUCUUUGCAUAAGUUUUAUAGUGCCAGACAGUAGCCUUGGGCAGCUAGCAUGUUAGCUAGCACAUACGGACCGUCGCUGGCUUGUUUCAGAUGGCAGACCCACCAAACAAGUUAGCUCCUCUGGUUAUUUGUCCGGUCUGUGCUGGAUUCCAAAGCAGGACUAAGUGAACUUUCAUUGGCAGUCAUUAUUAGUAAUCAAAUUACAUCGACUGCACCACCAGCACCUCUUUAUUUGAUUUUAUUUAUUUUUGCAUCAUCUCUAAUGUGUUCCAUGUCUGAGAGAGCAGUUCAAGUUAUUGAGCUGACGUGAGGGAAAGUGGGGGAAUAGAGUAGUAGCUGCAGAAGAAGAGGACCAAAAGAAGCGAAGAAAGAGGAGCCCCAACCACCAGACCAAAGUCUACGUCCACUGUCAUGGCAGUGGUCCGAAUCAAGAUGAAAUCUCUGGCUAAAUUUGGGGUUUGCCUGGCGAUUCUCCUGACUUCUGUUGCUGCGGCGCAGGGCAAGGCGAGGGAGUGUGCCUUCACCGACCAGCAGCAGCAGUGGGAGAUGGAGCGAGUGGCGGGGGGCGAAGGCCGGGUCUCCCCAGAGAACACCACCAUCAGAUGUGCCAAGGGCAACCACUGCUAUGGCCUCUGGGAGAAGAGUCUCCCAGGAGAAGUUCGGCUGGUGAAACAAGGUUGCUGGAGUUACGUGGUGGACAACAACGACUGUCACGAGGACCGUUGCGUGGUGACCAACCUGCCGCCACAGAUCCAGAACGGAACAUACCACUUCUGUUGCUGUGGCAGCGACAUGUGCAACGUGAACUUCACCGAGGACUUCCCACCGCCGAGCCCCACCACUGCACAGCCCAUCUACCCUGGCACGCUGCAUCACAAAGAGACCAUAAUUAUUGCCCUGGCAACCAUCUCCAUGCUGGCUGUGAUCGCUGUUGCAGCCUUCUUCGGUUACCGCUUGCUGCACGGAGAUGGUAAGCAAGGCCUGCACAACCUGAACAUGAUGGAGGCCGCUGGCUCCGAGAGCUCCUUGGACCUGGACAAUCUCAAACUACUGGAGCUGAUUGGACGUGGCCGAUACGGCGCCGUGUACUGUGGUUCCCUGGACGAGCGGCCCGUCGCCGUCAAGGUGUUCACCGCAGCCAAUCGCCAGAACUUCCUCAACGAAUGUUCAAUCUACCGGCUGCCUCUGCUGGAGCACGACAACAUCGCUCGCUUUGUCGCUGCUGAUGAGCGGACGGGAACCGAAGGACGAACUGAGUACCUGCUGGUCAUGGAUUACUACCCACAUGGUUCUCUGAGUCGCUACCUGAGCAUCCAGAUCAAUGAUUGGCUGAGCAGCUGCCGUCUAGCCCACUCGGUCACCCGGGGCCUGGCGUACCUGCACACGGAGAUCUUUAAAGGAGACUUGUACAAGCCAGCGGUUUCCCACCGGGACUUGAACAGCCGGAACAUUCUGGUCAAGGCGGACGGCACGUGCGUCAUCAUUGACUUUGGCCUCUCCAUGAAGCUGACGGGGACCCGGCCGGCGCGUCACGGCGAGGAGGAGAACGCCGCUAUAAGUGAGGUGGGAACAAUCCGGUACAUGGCCCCGGAGGUCCUGGAGGGGGCGGUGAACCUACGGGACUGCGAGUCGGCGCUGAAGCAGGUGGACAUGUACGCCCUGGGUCUGGUCUACUGGGAGACCUUCAUGAGAUGCACCGACCUUUUUCCUGGAGAGUCUGUGCCAGAGUACCAGAUGGCCUUUCAGGCAGAAGCCGGGAACCACCCAACAUUUGAGGACAUGCAGGUCCUCGUGUCCCGGGAGAAGCAACGGCCCAAAUUCCCCGAGGCGUGGAAGGAAAACAGUCUGGCGGUUCGCUCCUUAAAGGAGACGAUGGAGGACUGCUGGGACCAGGACGCCGAGGCUCGCCUCACGGCUCAGUGUGCUGAAGAAAGACUCGCAGAGCUGCUCCUCAUCUGGGACCGAUCCAAGUCCGUCAGUCCAACCCUCAACCCCAUGUCCACCACGCUGCACAAUGAGAGGAAUCGUAUGACUCCUAAGUCGGGCCCGUACUCGGACCACCCUUCCUCCUAUAUUGAAGAGCACGAGGGUGUUGCUAAGAACACGCAGGUGGACGUGUCCAGCUCCGUACCUGGACGGGCUGGGGUCGGUACUGGAGAGAGGAACAGGAACUCCAUCAACCAGGAGCGCCAGCAGCAAGCUAACGCCCGUCUGCCCAGCCCAGAGGGCAGCAGCACGAGUGGGGGCCUCAGAGGCAGCCCCUCAGCCUCCACCACAACCACUACAAUCAUCUCUGAGUCUGAGGGGCCCACCGGGACCACCACUGUCCCUGUCUGUCUUCACUUGACCCAGGAAGACCUGGAAACCACCAAGCUGGACCCUAAAGAGGUGGACAAGAACCUGAAGGAGAGCUCUGAUGAGAACCUGAUGGAGCACUCUCAGAAACAGUUCUGCUCGCCAGACCCGCUGAGUCCUGGCAGUUCCAGUCUACUUUACCCGCUCAUCAAGAUGGCCAGCGAGGCACCGGGAGCGUCGGAACCUGCCGCAGCGAUGCCCACCGCCAUCUUCCCCCUGCCCAAGCAGCAGAACCUGCCAAAGAGGCCGUCCAGUCUGCCGCUGCGCAACAAGCCCCCCAAGAAGGAGUCGUCCUCGCUCCGGUUCAAGUUCGGCCGCUCGGGGAAGUCCAACCUGCGGCAGGUGGAGGGGACGAAGACCAACAUCGGCGCCAAUGCUGCAGAGUCGCUCCGUGGCACCAACAAUGUCCCGGUCCUCAGAGACGCUCACGUCAACGGGGGUGUUAACGGCCUCGCUAACGGCCACGCCGCCACAGGGAUCUCCUCCAUGGUGACAGGUGGAGCUGCCGGGUUCGGACCCGGAAUAACUCAGAACGGGUCCGGAGCCCUGAGGUCGGAUGACGGCAGACUGAGCCUCGGCGUAAUCACCGCCAGCCCCGACGAACACGAGCCUCUUCUGAGCCGAGAGCGCGAGCAGCCGGACCUGAGAGACGCGCCGUCCAGCGUGGCUGUGCUGCGUUCGGCCCGACCCAACACCAACAACAACAACAGCAACACGGGUCACGGCCAGGGAGACGGCGAGAGCGGAGGAGAGAGCGAUGGAGGGGAGGAGGAAGGGAGCGCGGAAGGAGGGAGCAGGGACACCUCGGGUGCUCUGGGAGAAAACUCCGCGCCAUCAUCGGCUCCAGCAGAACCGUCGGGGGAGGCGGCAGUCACCAUGAGGGGGGAGGCCCUGCUGAGGCAGCCCAGAGCUCGCCGGCCCGAGAGACCCAACUCCCUGGACCUGUCCUUCACCACCCAGGACCUGACCGCACUAGGGGAGGGUUUGGUGCAGCCUGAUGGCGCCUUGGGGACGGGAGACAAAAUCAAAAAGCGAGUAAAGACACCUUAUUCUCUAAAGAAGUGGCGACCGACCACCUGGGUCAUCACCACGGAUACCAGGGGGCCGGAGGUCAACAACAACGGGUCCACCCGGGGUCAAGGCCACAGCCAGAACCGGCCCAAGUCCACUUCGGCCAUCUAUCUGCAAGGCGGAGGCCUGGCCAGCGAGCCCAACGACACACACGUGUGAAUUCAGACUCUCCUCCAAGACUGGAAAAUUCCCAGAAUUCCCUGCUCUGAAUGGGCUGUGGAGAGUCGGACAUUGGUGUACAGAACUGGGUCUGUUUCCUCUAACGGCAUUGCUUUAAAUCCAGCUAUGCAGCGUUCUCAUUCGCUUCUUUUCCACCUUUUUCUCCAUCUUUCAUCCUGACGAACAACGUUGUUUUAAAUGGACUCUGUUUUUUACUUCCUCUGUGCACUUUGAACCGAUCGAAAUCAGUGUUUAUGAAUUCCGUCUAUUCUGACCACAACAUAAAUUGGUCUCUAAACCUAGCAGGCGAAGAAAAGCAAUCAACCCUUGGAGCGUUGGUUUUUCUCGUACGUGAAGCGACGUUCGAACGAGCUCUGUAAACAAAGUGAUGUCUUAAAGACAGAACACACUACACUUGUUUUUUAUUGAUAUGUAUGCAAUAUCACUUAUUGUUUGACUGUAUUCAUCUUUUUUUGUAUCAUACUUUUUAAAUUGUGCAAUAGGACGUAGCUUUUAGGUUCUUUUUAAUGUUUUAUGGCUUCCAUUACUUUGGCUGUUUUAUGUUAAUCUCUGUUGCACUUAUGAAUUGUGUCACAAUCGUUUUUUUGUAAACAAUCCACCAGAAAUGAGGAGAACAUGGAUGACAAUCCUUUCUUUCCCUUCGACUCUGGGCUGUUUGGGGGGGCGUGUGAGAGACACUAACAGUCAAUCCUGACUGGAAACUCAGCACACGUACAGAGCGGCUGGACGUCUACAGCGCUUUAACACUACAAUCACCAGGUUUAAGUGUAGCUCUGCUGCGUGGGGGGGAGGGCACUGCCACAUG